Trichechus manatus latirostris (Florida manatee) is the source of this 1120-nucleotide messenger RNA. RefSeq names its product inhibitor of DNA binding 4 (gene ID4). Gene Ontology annotation, cellular component: nucleus; cytoplasm. Bases 34 to 318 code for a protein of 94 amino acids. The record is from RefSeq and is a predicted model, not a curated record. Gene Ontology annotation, biological process: cell differentiation; negative regulation of transcription by RNA polymerase II; circadian regulation of gene expression. Gene Ontology annotation, molecular function: protein dimerization activity; transcription regulator activity. The transcript has 3 exons. Lineage: Eukaryota; Metazoa; Chordata; Mammalia; Sirenia; Trichechidae.
GCCGACGAGCCGGCGCUGUGUCUGCAGUGCGAUAUGAACGACUGCUACAGCCGCCUGCGAAGGCUCGUGCCCACCAUCCCGCCCAACAAGAAAGUCAGCAAAGUGGAGAUCCUGCAGCACGUUAUCGACUACAUCCUGGACCUGCAGCUGGCGCUGGAGACGCACCCGGCUCUGCUGAGGCAGCCCCCGCCGCCUGCGCCGCCGCACCACCCGGCUGGGACCUGUCCGGCCGCGCCGCCGCGGACCCCGCUGACAGCGCUCAACACGGACCCGGCCGGCGCGGUGAACAAGCAGGGCGACAGCAUUCUGUGCCGCUGAGCCGCGCUGUCCAGGUGUGCGGCCGCCUGAGCCCGAGCCAGGAGCUCUAGAGAGGGAGGGGGAAGAGCAGAAGUUAGAGAAAAACCCACCGGAGGGAAGGGAAGAAACGUCAGCAAAGCCUAGAAACGUUUUCAUUCAUCAUUCCGAGAGGGAGCAAGAGGAAAGAAAAAUAAAACUUUCACCUUUUUUUGCACGUUCAUAAACAUUCUACAUACAUACUCUGUUUCGUCUCUUCAUUUAUAGCCGCUGUGAAUUGUACAUUCCUGUGUUUUUUUGGAGGUGCAGUUAGACUUUUAAGCUUAAGUGUGACAGGAUUGAUAAAUAGAAGAUCAAGAGCAAAGCCGACUUUAGAAGCCUACUUUGUGACCAAGGAGCUCAAUUUUUGUUUCGAAGCUUUACUAAUAUACCAGAGCAUUGUAGAUAUUCUUCUUUUGACAUCUAUUGUUUAAAAUAGAUGAUUAUAAUGGGGCAGGGAACUUUCUUUUCCCUGCAAGAAUGUUACAUAUUGUAUAGAUAACCGAGUGACAUUUCAUACCGUGUAUAUAUAGAGAGAGAUGGUCUAUAAGUGUGAGAAAAGUAUAUGCUUUAAUAGACUACUGUAAUUAUAAAAUAUUUUUAAUUAAAUAUUUUUUGUAAAUAUUGUAUGGGUUUUUUUCUUUUUUGAUCUAUGGGAAUAUUUCUUUUGGAAAAUUAUUUUUCAGCUCGGUUGCAGAGCUCUUGAAAUCUUGAAUGUCUUUCUGUUUGGCCUGGUGUCUGAUGUGUUUUUGUUUGGGCCAGUGUUGUAGAAUUGGAAGUAACAGCU